AUGGCAACUUCGGCUCCGUCCCCGAUUCUCGAAGUUCCUCCGCACACGACACCUCAAUUACAUCACAAUCUUGAGCAUGACAGCUCGGUGCUUGCUCUUGUCGUUGGAAAUGAUAGCAUAUACACUGGAACACAAAAUGGAGAGAUUGUUCGGUGGCGCCUAGGCACCUUUGAGAAAAUUAGUCACAUACAAGCCCACAAGCGCAGUGUCAUGUGCCUUUGCUUAUCUGAUGAUGGAUCCCUUCUCUUUUCCAGUGCCAGCGAUCCGAUCGUAAACGUCUGGUGUCCUCAAUCCAUGAAUCGACUAUACGAAAUAUACAGCACCAAUGAUUCGUUUGGCGAUAUCUUCUCCGUUUCCUACUCCUCUCAGCACGAGACUGUUUACUAUGGCGCUCAAAACACGUCUAUUCAGUGGAUUAGUUUGAAGGAACCUAACAGGCGCGUUGGCCACGAUUCGCAAAGCCACCCCGACCGACGGAACCACCGAUUCUUCGAUUCCAGAGCUGUUGGCGGAGCAAGUACUCCGAGACCCACCGACGAACGAUACGAACUAAUACCUCGGCCUCGCGCUGUACUCGAAACUGACAAGCGAGCGAACAAAAUGUUCGCACACUAUGGCUAUGUGUACUGUAUGCUAGUAGCAAAGGGCAGCACUGCUUAUACAGAAGCAGACGAAGAUGUCCUGGUGUCUGGCGGCGGAGACGGCACCAUCAAGGUCUGGAAGCUUGGCGGAAAAGAAAUCGGCCCUGAUGGAUACGAGAAUGGUAUCGAAGAGAUCAUGUCCCUCGGAGAGCAGGAUGCUAUGUCUGUCAUGUCCCUGACCGUUGAUGGAUCAUUUCUAUAUAGCGGAAAACUGAACGGUGUUAUCGAGCUAUGGGACCUUGAUACGAAGCAAAAGUUAAGAGUCAUCAAAGCUCAUAAAGGUGAUGUCAUGGCUAUACAGAUGGGUUGGGGAUAUUUGUGGAGCGCAAGUCGCGCUGGGACUGCUUGCAAGCACAACACGGUUCACUACGGAGAGUAUCAGCGGGAUUCGUCACAGAACGUCAACCAAAAGUACCAAUGCUUGACACAGUGGAAGGCCCAUGACGGCAAAGUCCUAUCGUCCGCCGUAACUACACAUAAUGGAAAUCAGCUAUACAUCACAGGCGCCAACGACAACAGUGUCGCCAUAUGGAUGCUUAAGAGCGAAUGCUCGGCCGAGCAACCGUCACACAAAGAACACGAGGAUAUGAUGUUAACUUCUCUCCGGGAAUUUGUUUCAUUCAGGACAGUAUCGUCUCGGCCUGAAUAUGCCGAAGAUUGUCGCCGAGGUGCUAGCUUUCUACGUACCUUAUUCAAGAAACUUGGCGGCGACGUGGAGAUGCUGAGUGGCGAAGAAGACACACUUCACCAUCCUGUAGUUCUCGCUAAGUUCAGUGGCAAGCUUGAACCAGCUGAAAGACGAAAGAGGAUUCUGUUCUAUGGUCACUACGAUGUGGUUCCGGCAGAAACCAAAAAUGGAAAGUGGAGCCACGACCCGUUUCAGUUAACUGGGACCAACGGGUAUCUGUACGGUCGUGGAGUCAGCGACAAUAAAGGACCUAUCAUGGCUGCACUUUAUGCUGUUACUGAUCUUAUACAGGCUAAGUCAUUGGACUCAGACGUUGUUUUCUUGAUUGAAGGCCAAGAGGAGUCAGGUUCUCGCGGUUUUAAGGAGACCGUCCGCAAACACAAGGAGCAUAUCGGCAACAUUGAUUAUAUUCUAUUGGCAAACAGUUAUUGGCUGAACGAUGACACCCCAUGCUUAACCUAUGGAUUAAGAGGUGUCAUGCAUGCGACCGUCUGCGUCGAGUCGAAGAACCCAGACCUGCAUUCUGGUGUCGAUGGUUCUUAUAUGGUCAACGAACCAUUAUCCGAUCUCAUGACAUUGCUCUCGAAACUCAAAGGACCGCGAAAUCGCAUUAUGAUCCCCGGGUUUUAUAACGGUAUCCUCCCCUUGACAGCGGAAGAGGAAGCUCGAUAUGAUGACAUUUUGUCUGUUCUCAUGGAGCAAGGCGGGAACGAAGUUUCGGCCAGUACACUCAAGGCCAAUCUUAUGGCGCGCUGGCGAGAACCAAAUCUCACCCAUCACAAAGUUAAGGUCUCGGGUCCCGAUGGCAGUUUGAUUAGCAGUCAUGCAAACGCGAAGAUCAGUGUACGAUUGGUCCCUGGGCAAGAGGUGGAGGAAAUUACUAGCUCCUUGACCUCGUUCUUAGAGAAGGAAUUCAACAAUUUAGAAUCCGACAACAAGUUAAGCAUUCAAAUCGACAAUCAAGCAGAGCCUUGGCUUGGCGACCCCAGCAACGAAAUAUUCCGGACUCUCGAAGAAGCGCUCAUAGAGGCAUGGGCGCCUCUAUUUUCUGAUCAUACUUCUGAUGAUAGCUCGAAUAGGAUUAAUGGAAUGAAUGGAGUUGGUACUAAUGGAACUUACACGAAUGGCGGAUCGAAGGUCCGCAAACCCCUCUACAUCAGAGAAGGUGGAUCAAUUCCAGCCAUCCGAUUCUUAGAAAAGGAAUUCAAUGCGCCCGCUGCACAUCUGCCGUGCGGACAGUCUUCUGACUCGGCACAUUUAGACAACGAGCGACUAAGAGUUGUAAACUUGCUGAAGAGCCGGGAGAUCUUUAGCUACGUCUUUAAGAAGCUUUAG
Annulohypoxylon truncatum is the source of this 2664-nucleotide messenger RNA. Its product is annotated as glutathione degradosome. The record is from RefSeq and is a predicted model, not a curated record. Bases 1 to 2664 code for a protein of 887 amino acids. The transcript is spliced from 2 exons. Gene Ontology annotation, biological process: proteolysis; glutathione catabolic process. NCBI's taxonomy places the organism in Eukaryota, Fungi, Ascomycota, Sordariomycetes, Xylariales, Hypoxylaceae. Gene Ontology annotation, molecular function: protein binding; peptidase activity.